AUGAAGCGAAAGUCAGAGGAUACAGAGGGAAAGGAGGCACCAAAGCUGGUAAAAGACAAGAAGCGGAAGAAGAAGCAUCGACACCACCCAGAUAACGCACAAAAUGAUAACAGGACGCCGCAACUGGAAAGAAAAGUCUGCGCAGAUUUAGAUAAUGGAGCGUCAAGGAAAGACGUGAUCAAAACCCGCUUAGAUCAGCUCGAACAAAUCGCACGGGACAUUGCUUCAGACCCGGAGUCGAUUAGGAAGCAUAUCGAGAGCUCUGGCGAGGUGGAGAUUAUCAAUGCAACAGCGGAGCUAGCAAGAGCCUUUGCGCAGUCCGAAUUAUCUUCAAAGGAAUAUCCCGAUGCGAAACAACAAGCAGUAGCACCGUCAUUAGAACCACCGCCAAUCAAGGAUAAAACUCUUGAAACCGCCGUAUUCACCCACCAGGGUGAAAUCCCCGCACACGCUCCUCCAGCAAUUCAUCACAGCUAUGAUCGCCUCGAAAUCCUUGGAGACGCGUACCUCGAGGUCAUCGCGACAAGGUUGAUUUGGGAUCGCUUCCAGUCCUUACCGCCUGGGCGCAUAUCUCAGAUUCGCGAACUUCUCGUCAAAAACGAAACACUCGCUCAGUUUUCCGAGAGGUUCAAAUUUGAUCAACUCGUGAGAGUCUCCCCUGAGAUACGCAGCCAGCCUAAACGCUGGGUAAAAGUCAAAGGGGACGUCUUUGAAGCAUACGCCGCCGCCGUAAUUCUGUCAGAUCCAAUCAAUGGCUUUAACCUGGUGGAGGAUUGGCUAGUGCGUCUUUGGGGUCCAAUCCUUGAUCGUGUUCAGCCGGAAGACCAGGCGACGCACCAUAAAGAGUCUCUGGCUAAGAGGGUAAUGGGAAAAGGCGUCAAGCUCCGUUAUAUAGACGAGAGUCCACCUAUAACCCGGAAAGGGGGAAUGGCAACUUUUUUCAUAGGCGUAUACCUGACAGGAUGGGGAUGGGAAAGUCAACAUCUCGGCUCGGGAACCGGACUCAAUAAAGUUGCCGCAGGGAAUGCGGCUGCGAAACAAGCACUGGAAAAUCACCCACUGAUCAAUCAAAUUCAUGCCGUUAAAAAGGCUUUCGAUCAAAAGGUCAAAGCAGAACGGGAGAGCGCUCUCGGCGACUCGACGUGCGUGCCGCCGUCAAAAUAA
This is a messenger RNA of Uncinocarpus reesii 1704, 1164 nucleotides long. RefSeq lists its product as uncharacterized. Gene Ontology annotation, biological process: primary miRNA processing; rRNA processing; regulation of gene expression. Bases 1 to 1164 code for a protein of 387 amino acids. Gene Ontology annotation, cellular component: nucleus. The transcript is spliced from 2 exons. Lineage: Eukaryota; Fungi; Ascomycota; Eurotiomycetes; Onygenales; Onygenaceae. The record is from RefSeq and is a predicted model, not a curated record. Gene Ontology annotation, molecular function: double-stranded RNA binding; ribonuclease III activity.